Rotaria sordida is the source of this 705-nucleotide messenger RNA. NCBI's taxonomy places the organism in Eukaryota, Metazoa, Rotifera, Eurotatoria, Philodinida, Philodinidae. The record is from the annotation of a GenBank genome assembly.
AUGAUAAAACUAAUAAAACUAAUCGUCGAUCAUCUCAAUGUUGAUGAAGAAAUUUUGUUAUUAUUAUUAUUGGGUCAAACAUCAACAUUAAAUGAAGCUGUACUUGAUUGGCAACCUGAACAUGAAGGUCAAAGAGAACGUAGUCAUGAAGCUGCUUAUAAUAUUCUUGCUCUUCUAUCUAUAUUUCUUUCUCGUAAACAAGCAUUUCAUAUUAUUGCUGAUUCUUACGAACAAGCACUUCGUUUUUCAUUUGAACAUUUUCAAACAUGGUUUAAUUAUGGAUUAUCAUUAAUAUCAUCAGGUCAAUCAUUUCGUGCUUAUCUUAUAUUAAAACAAUGUUUAAGAAUGCAACCAAAAAAUCUUCAAGUUUAUUUACAACUUGCUAAAAUAAUUCUUGAAUAUAUAUAUGAUGUAGAUUUAAUUGAAUUAUUUAUUGAUCUUAUUGAUGAAGCAAUUAAUUAUUGUCAACAAGCAAAAGAACUUGAAAAUCCUCCAUUUGCUCGUUCACUUCUUCUUGCUAUUGCCAAAUCAUUUAAAGCUCGACAAACAUCAAUUCAUCAUGAUCGUCAAGCACUUUUUCAAUCAGCUAUUAAUGAUCUUCGAGAAUCUAUUGAACUUGAUCCAUAUGAUUCAAUAUCACAUUUUCAUCUUGCUCAUAAUUUAUCUUUUCUAAAUCAAGUUCUUUCAUUCAUUCUUUCUUUUUAG